Molecule: messenger RNA, 1137 nt
Organism: Prorocentrum cordatum
Lineage: Eukaryota; Dinophyceae; Prorocentrales; Prorocentraceae
Source: the annotation of a GenBank genome assembly
AUGGUGGCCAUGUCCCUCUUGGGUGCUUUCGUGCUCGGCUGGCUGGUCGGCAUGGCGCCGAAGAAGCGGCCCGCUAUCGCGGGCGGCGCCGCGGGCAGCGCCGCGGCCAGCGACGCUGACUGCCCCGGUGGCGAUCGCAAGCCGAAGGCCGACGAGGCCGUGGCGGAGGCCGACGCGGAGGGCCAGGCGGGGGCGGACAGGGAGGUCAAGCUUGUGGCAGGCAGCCCUAGCAAGCGCGCCCCCAAGGGCGCCCGCGACCAGGUGGCGACGAACGAGAUGCUGACUGGCUCGUGUCAGCAGAAGGCUGGCAAGGACCCCGACAAGGCGGUGAAGGCAGCGGCAGCGCUGGAGAUGCACCACCAGCCGGGCUGGGAGGAGAAGGAGUCGAUGGCGGAACGCUGCAAGGGGAACGAGGCCCGCGGCAGCAUGAAGUGGAUCGACGACUGGAUGGGGACGCGCAGCAAGGAAUGCGCCACCGCGGCCGGCUGGAACGAGAAUUGGCGCGGCCCUGGGCAGGUGCUGCAGCUUCUCGGCUUGAACCUCAGCGACUUUGAAACCCGCGAAGAAGCGCUGGCCUUCGUGGCCAAGGAGGUGCGCCGCAACCAGGUGGCUUCAGGCACGCUGGAGUCCCACCCGCCCAAGAUCGACGAGUCGAGCUGGCUGAUGAUGAUCACGGGCGAGCACGCCGCGCAACUGGAGAGCCGCGCUAACGACUGCAACAAGGCUAUCCAGAGCGGGCGGCUCGAAUUCGCCCUGGGCGCGCACGGGGGCGACGAGGUCAAGCAGCAGGGCGGCGGCGCCGAAGCGGCCGAGACCCUCGACGACCCCGGCGUGGGCAAGUACGCAGAGGCCUCCAAGGACCUUGGCAAGGUUUACGACGCGCUGAACACCUACCAGGAUGACGCCGAAGCGAUCGCCACGAUCGUGGACGAUCUCGCGAAGAAUGGGAUUACUAAGCUGGAAAAGGCGGAGGGUGACAAGGAGAAGGCCAUCAAAACCUUCGAGGAGGAGUGCGAGUCGCGCGCCAAGCAGUGCGACGAGCGGCGGAAGGCGGGCGACGAGCGCGCGAAGAACGCGGCGCCGAAGGUCACCGAGAUGCAGGGCAAGCAUCCGAGGGAGCCGUCAGAGCGGAGCUAA